Molecule: messenger RNA, 1316 nt
Organism: Spizellomyces punctatus DAOM BR117
Lineage: Eukaryota; Fungi; Chytridiomycota; Chytridiomycetes; Spizellomycetales; Spizellomycetaceae
Product: adenosine kinase
Exons: 2
Coding region: 70-1101 (343 amino acids)
Biological process (GO): purine ribonucleoside salvage
Cellular component (GO): cytosol; nucleus
Molecular function (GO): adenosine kinase activity
Source: RefSeq, a predicted model, not a curated record
GGUCUUCCGUUGCAUUUGGCUUUUCGUCGUCGUCAUCCCAUCCCGCAACCGGCACCGCAUCCACUCGACAUGUCGUCCUCAGAGUACGUUUUCCUGGGUAUUGAAAACCCCUUGCUCGACAUUUCGGCCCGCGUCGACCCGUCGCUGUUGACAAAGUACAACCUCAAGGCCAACGACGCCAUCUUGGCCGCAGACGAGCACAAACCUCUUUACAAGGAACUCGUAGACACCUACCAGGUCGAAUACGUUGCUGGUGGUGCGGCUCAGAACGCGUUGCGUGGUGCACAAUGGUUGCUUCCCCCCAAGCAAACGGUAUAUAUUGGAUGUGUUGGCCGUGAUGCCAAUGCCAAGAUCCUCCGUGACGCUGCCGCCAAGGAUGGAUUGAGAACCGAGUAUCUCGAGGACCCCGACACCCCCACUGGUCUCUGCGCAGUGCUGAUCACCGGUACCCACCGUAGCUUGUGCACUGACUUGUUGGCAGCCAACAACUACAAGGUUGAACACCUCCAAAAGCCAGAGAUUUGGAGUCUGGUCGAGAAUGCAAAGUUCUUUUACACUGGAGGUUUCUUCUUGACUGUGUCUCCUCCGGCAGCUCUUCUCAUUGGUGAGCAUGCCGCCAAGAACAACAAGGUGUUCACCAUGAACCUGUCCGCUCCCUUCAUUUCCCAAUUCUUCACUAAGCCAUUGGACGAGCUCCUUCCUUACGUUGACAUACUUUUUGGCAAUGAAUCCGAAGCGGAGGCAUACGCCGAAGCUCACAACUGGGGAACUAAAGACGUGAAGGAAAUUGCCCUCAAGAUUGCUGCCCUCCCCAAAGUCAACUCAUCCCGUUCCCGUACAGUCGUCUUCACCCAAGGAGCCGAGCAAACCAUUCUGGUCAGCGAAGGAACCGUAAAAGAGUACCCCAUCAUCAAGAUUCAACCCGAGGCUAUCGUGGAUACCAAUGGUGCUGGUGACGCGUUUGUCGGUGGAUUCAUGUCCCAGUUCGUCCAGGGCAAGCCACUUGACACUUGCGUAGCUGCUGGUCAUUACGUGGCGAAUGUUGUCAUUCAGCGCAGCGGGCCGACUUACCCUAAGGAAGCACACGGCUUCAAGGCGUAAAUAUAUGAAUAGAAAAGGUGUGAAUAGUAGCUGUUCAUAGUGAAUGUGAUAGACUGUAUAUAUAGUCGGUCUUUUUUUUUGAUCAUCAACAAGUGGCCCAACUUUACCGAAAGAAACUAUGGUUCUGUGCAGGCAGUAAUUUUCCAGCUCAGUAGCAUAAUCUAUUACUUCAUCGCAAACAAUAUCCUAAAAAUAUGCACCAUACUCAAUGCUAG